This is a messenger RNA of Tachyglossus aculeatus (Australian echidna), 5632 nucleotides long. RefSeq names its product N-terminal EF-hand calcium binding protein 2 (gene NECAB2). Gene Ontology annotation, molecular function: calcium ion binding. NCBI's taxonomy places the organism in Eukaryota, Metazoa, Chordata, Mammalia, Monotremata, Tachyglossidae. Gene Ontology annotation, cellular component: cytoplasm. Bases 9 to 1178 code for a protein of 389 amino acids. The record is from RefSeq and is a predicted model, not a curated record. Gene Ontology annotation, biological process: regulation of amyloid precursor protein biosynthetic process. The transcript has 13 exons.
CGUGAGCGAUGUGCGAGCAGGCAGCGCGCCUCUGCAGGGACGGCGUGCACAGGCUGCUUCGCAAGCCGCCGCCGCAGGGCCGGGCACUGGGAGGGCUGCUGCGCUGGGUGGGCGCCAGGAUGAGCGACCCCAGGGAGCCGCUGCCCGAGGGGCCGAGGGCCGGACACGGAUUGUGCCCGGCGCCGCCCCGGAGGGGCACCUCGGUCAUCCUGGACAUAUUCCGUCGGGCCGACAAGAAUGAUGAUGGGAAGCUGUCCUUGGAGGAAUUCCAGCUGUUCUUUGCCGAUGGAGUUCUUAAUGAGGAAGAACUUGAGAAACUCUUCCACACCAUUGAUUCCGACAACACUAACAAUGUGGAUACCAAGGAGCUCUGUGAUUACUUUGUGGACCACAUGGGAGACUAUGAAGAUGUCCUGGCUUCCUUGGAGACCCUCAAUCACUCAAUCUUGAAGGCCAUGGGCUAUACCAAGCAGGUGUAUGAGAGGGGAACCAAUGUGGACCAGUUUGUGACCCGCUUCCUGCUGAAAGAGACGGCCAACCAGAUCCAGUCACUGUUGAGCUCUGUGGAGAGUGCAGUUGAUGCCAUUGAUGAACAAACCAAUCAGAUCAGACAGCACCACAGCAAGCCUGACCACAGUGGCAUGGAAACCUGGUAUGAGAAGCCUGUACCCAGUUACACUUCCAACAACAGAGUUGCAACUAAGGAGCCCAGGAAGAGCUUCCAGCCAGGUUCUCCUGAAACCAAGGAAGAGGGGCUGGAAGUACAGAUCAACCGGUUAGCCGAGCUUAUUGGAAGACUGGAAAAUAAGACACUCUGGUUUGACCUGCAGCAACGCCUGUCGGACAGCGAUAGUACAGCCUGCGCAUACCUCCUCCUAGUUCGGCAGGAGAUGGCCGUUUCCCAGAAACACUUGGGAGAAUUCUGCAGCUCCCUGAAACAGUAUCUGAAGAGUGUGGCGGGAGAGAGGGACUGCUUCCAUAUAACAGCAGUGAGGCUGCCUGAUGGACUCACAUUCAUUGUGUAUGAGUUCUGGGAAACAGAAGAGGAUUGGAAGAGGCACCUGCAGAGUGCAGUCUGUAAAGGAUUCCAGCACGUGAAGGUGGACACACUGACCCAGCCUGAAGCUGUCUCCAGUGUCUCUGUGCCAGCUGCUUGGUGCACUCUGAACAAAGACUGACUUGGCUCCUGCAGAGGACCGCGAGGGGAACGUGAGCCUGCCAGAAGUGGCCUCCUCUCUCUCUCUCUCUCGCUCUCUUUCUCCUGUCCCCUUCUUUAAUGCCCUCAUCAUAAAGAACUUGACUUUUGUCUUUUCUAAUAACUUUGUUACAAGUGCUGUCUUUUGAAUACACUUCUAAACAGGAAUGUGGGAGAUGUGUUUGCUUGCUGUUUGAAGUGAAGGAGGAAAAAAAAUCCCACAUCCCAUUGUACGCAUUACCUUUGGACCUUGCUGCUCAUCCCCAUGCCAAGCUUCCUCCUCCCCCCCAAAUUCGAGGCCAGAUGAGAAGGGUAGAGAUUGAAGACCUGAUAGAUGUCAAGUCGACAAGGACCAAUUCUAGACCAAGUCCCCCAAAAUAAUCUUCAUAUCAGGCCCACUUCCAACAUUACCACUGUUUGCAAAAACUCUCCCUUGAGGUGGCAAAAUGACUCAGCUAAAGAAUGUUAGGAAGGACUGGCAUUGUUCAGGAUCCAACUACCAUGGGGGAGGGGAGGCAUGGGAGAUGCCUGGCCCUGCCAUCAGCAGCGGCUUAAGGAAUGAUACCAAAGGUGUCUCCUCAUUCUGCUUCUCACUAAGUGUCAAGGUUUUCUUGUUCGCUUUCCAUGUAGGUUGAAAAGACCUCCAAAAGCAUCUAUAACAAGUGAGCUUCUUUCUCUUUAAAAGCAGUGCAUGAUCUAUAAUCCUUGGUGUACUCACUUGAGCUGCCUUCUUGCUCUAGAAAGUAGCUGUCCAUUCCUUUGCUUGGGUUUUGUGCUUUUAUCUUUCUCUUGUAUCUGAGACUGAAGCAGGGGAACGCCUUCUGAAGGCUGCUGACUAGCUUGUUUCCUCCCUGUCGCGUUUGAUAUUACUCUCCUUGUAUCUUAGGAAACUGGAUCCUUUAGAUUCAAACUGUAGUACUUUGCAAAACGUCAGUAUAGCAAAUAAAAACAAUUUAAUAUUAGGAUAUGCGCAGUUGAGAAACCUGGAACCAAAUAAACUGGUUGGAAAACAUGUUCUCCCCAUGUCUGUUUUCACACUUUUCUAUUUCAGUCAUCUCCCCUACCCUUCCCCAGCCAUAUUACUUAGACCUUGAAGGAGCAUUUUAUUUGAAAAGUGCUUUAUGUUCACGUUUAAGCAACAGCCCAAGCAGCUUUUAUAAAAAGUGUAAUAUUAGUGGAAAUACCUGGUCUUCGCCCAGGUUUGAUACACUUCUUAUUCUCACUCUCUCUCUCUUUGUGUGUUCCCUUCUCCACUCUGUUGUACUAAGGCUAUAACCUAAGAAAGACCAUGAGUGGGCCAGUGCAAUGGUCCAGCCAGACCGGGAUUCUGACUCCAAUAGUGGUAACAGGAUGCUUGGAGGAACCAUGUGAUGGUUGCCUUCCUUGACAUCCAUCCUCACAGUUUACAGAUGAACCAUUCAACAUCGCUAACUUUCCUUCUAGUAACCUAUGAUGAACUUCCUUCCCAUACAUUUAUUCAAAUCCUUCUUGAACCUACUGAUGUUUCUCUGCCCGCCUAACUUCCUGUGGUAGCAAAUUCCAUAGGUUUAUGACCUCCUGUGUGAAGAAGUGUUUCUUUCUGUUUGUUCUGAACCUUCCACCCUCACGCUUCAGUGGGUGUCUCCUCAUCCUGACUUUCUGGGAUUUGGAAAACAGCAAUUCAAUGUUCACUUUGUUCACACCAUAAAUGAUUUCUAAACCUCACAUGUGUCCCCUCAACCUGUGUCUUUCCGGACUGAAGAGUCCUAAGCCCUCAUGAAGUCACUUCUCCAUUCCCCAGAUCAUCUUGGUUGUCCUUCUCUAUGCCUUCUCCAGCUCUAUAAUGUCCUUCCUAAAAUGUGACAGCCAGCACUGAACACAGUAUUCCAGGUGUGAUUGUGCCAUGGUUUUAUAUUGUGGCAAAAUUCCAUCUUUUGUUUCUAUUUUCCUUCCUGCUGAGGUCAAGCAUUUGGUUGGCCUUUUGUCUGCUGCCAUACAGUGGGCCAAUGAUUCAAAAUGCUGUCCAUAGUGACUCUGAGAUUUAUUUCCUGAGUCGUGACAGAUUGCUCUGUGCCCAUCAACAUGUAAUUGUAAUUUGGAUUAUUUUUCUCUAGGUGGUUUUCCUGGCACUUGCUCACAUAGAAACUCAACUGCCAUGGUUCUGCCCUCUCAGGAAACCUUAUGAGGUCUUCCUGCUGUUUAUCCCCAUCUGCAAAUCAAUUAACCACCCCAAAUUGCUUAGUGUUAGCUUCAAAUUUGGAAAUCUCACUGCACACUCCUUCUCCCAGUUCAUAUAUGAAGAGUUUAAACAGAAAAUGGUCCUAGCACUGAUUCCUGGAGGAUCCACGAAUUACACUGUUCCAUCCUGGAAAGUAGUGGUUUAUCCUUUACUCUUUGUUUUCUAUCUUUUGGGCAGUUUUUCCUCCAAUUCUAUUAUUACUCAGUUCCUUUGGUGUGGAACCUUGUCAAAGGUUUGGUGAAAAUCGAAAUGUAUCCUCUCCAAUGGUUCCCCUCAAUCUACAUGCUUGUUGAUGCCUUCAAAGAACUCCAAAAGGUUAAUCAAGCCUGUUUUCACUACACAGAAACCAUAGUAUCUUUUCCUUCAGCAGCUUGUUUUUUUCUAAGUGCUUCCUGAUCCUAAACUUAAUUAUUGAGUCCAAGUUGCCAGGUAGAGAAGUGAGAAUUACUGUUCUACAAUUCCCAGGAUCAUCUCUGAACUCUUUUUACUGAAGGGAAUUACACUGACAAUUCUCCAGUCUUCCAUUACAGUGGCCAUUUGUAACGGAAGAUUUCACACUCUCACAGAGGUUCUGCAACCUCCCCUCUUGAGCUUCUUCAGCACUCUCAGAUGGGUAUCAUCUGAUACCAGUGAUUCAUUUGUACCGAGUUUAUCAAGUAGAUCUAAAAUAUCGGGCAGGGGGGGCACCACAAUUUGGCCCAGUGGCUCUGACCUUUCUGUGACACAAAACAAUUUGGGUGUGGGAAUCUCUCUACCAUCUUCCUCAUAAAAGCCUGAACCAGAUAAUUUAUUGAGCCUUUCAGGUAUUGCUAAUCAUCCCUGAAUGCACCUUUUACUCCACAAUUACCAAAUGGACCCUCUGAUUCCCCAUCUGGCUUCAUGCAACAGAGCAAAGAACAUUCCUCUUUGAACCAGAAUAGGGGGUUUGUUCAUUAGCAGCAUCAGAUUCACAUGGAUAUUGAUAUGAACCAGCUAGGACUUUUACUGGUCAUCUGGCAGAUGUCCAUGGACCUGACUGGGCUUUACUUUAUGUGCAAUGAUGUAAUCUCCUUUGUGGUUUAUUUUACUACAUAGUAAAAUGUAGUUAAGACACUUAUUUUACCAUGGGCUUUUUUAAUGGUAAGAAACAGUCUCAUGAAAUGAUCCCAGAUGAAGAGCACCCUCUGGUCUGUGAAAUUCCUAAAAUAUGCACUGUUACACUUUGCAAGAGAGGGCUCUUGUCUGUGUCAUUCUCCCGCCUCAGACAGGCUCGACUGACAGCCACUCCCAACCCUAGGAUGCGUUCAGCAGGUCCAUGAUGGCAGCAGAUGUGCUCUGCCCAAAGAUAAAUGUUCUGCAGAGGAUGGGGAGUACACCCCAGCUUAUCUUCUAGACUGUAAGCCCAUUGCAGGCAGGGAUUGUCUCUCUUUAUUGCUGAAUUGUACUUUCCAAGCUCUUCGUACAGUGCUCAGCACACAGUAAGCGCUCAAUAAAUACGAUUGAAUGAAUGAAUCAAACAGGACCUAGAGAUUGCAUGUAACCCAAAGUUAGUCACCAGAAAGGUCAGAAAAAGAAUGAUCAGAGCCAAAGGUUUUGCUAAUAACCCUGGCUUGUUUGUCAAGCGAAUCACACCCACUUCUCAAAUCCUGCUCCCGUCCCUGAGGAAAUUCAUGGGAAGUGUUUAAGGGGUCUGAAAAAAAGAACACCAGAGGAAUAAAAUGAUAGGUACAACGACAGGAACUAUGGGGAAAAUGUAAGGACUAUUCCCUGCAACAAAUUCCUGUCAAGGUAAGGGAGAAUUUUGUUCUUCCUGUCCCAUGCCCAUGCAGAGGGCUCCUGGAUUGAAAGGGAGGGGCCCUCAAGAUGCUCUGGGUUUACUUCUCCUGGGGUCAAACUGAUCCCAGGCCCUAAAUGGCUAAUCUGGUCCUAAAUCCAGGUACCCCUGAGAUGAAGAGAAGCAGUGUGGCCUAGUGAAAAGAGCAUGGGCCUCCGAGUCAGAAGACCUGGAUUCUAACUAAUCCCAGCUCCACUGCUUGUCUACUGGGUGAAAUUUACUCCACUCCUCUCCUGAUUCACAGCUAAGUCUCCCUUCUCCCACCACCUGCACCUACACACCAGAGCUCAGGGGUUCUUUUGGUGGAAUAGAAUGCCCUGGUGCUAAUACUGCUGCCAUCCCUUAGAGAUUUUUUUUAUUAUUUUGGUUAUUGUUAAGCAUUUACUAUGUGCCAGGCACUGUACUA